This is a messenger RNA of Lactuca virosa, 423 nucleotides long. Lineage: Eukaryota; Viridiplantae; Streptophyta; Magnoliopsida; Asterales; Asteraceae. The record is from the annotation of a GenBank genome assembly.
AUGGUGAUCAUCAAUGGACGACGAAGCCCUAUCUGCUUCACUACAACCAUGUUAUCACUAUCAAUCAUGAUGAUGAUGAUGAUGACAACUAUGGUGAAAGAGUGUGAUGGGUGGAUGACGCCAUGCAAUGGCAGCACCACGGUGGAGUGCAUCCAUGUAGUUGAGUUCGACGAAGAGGUAGAGUUUCAGAUGGAUACAGAAGUACAUAGGUGGAUUCUGGGGGAGAAAAACUCUGGGAAGAAUCAUAUAAGUGGUAAAAGUUUGAAUAAAAAUAAGGCGGCUGGCGGCCCCGGAUCAAAGAAUUACAAUGCCGUAGCUGGUCACCAGCCGGUUGCAGCAUACGUGGAUAGUAAUUGGAGCUCCAUGUCGGCGUUGAUGUGGACGAUUGAGUUUACCUUUGCCUUUACACAUCAUAUAUGGUAA